This is a messenger RNA of Penicillium egyptiacum, 222 nucleotides long. Lineage: Eukaryota; Fungi; Ascomycota; Eurotiomycetes; Eurotiales; Aspergillaceae. The record is from the annotation of a GenBank genome assembly.
AUGGCAGAUGAUGAUGGGUUUGCCCUUUAUAACUAUGAUCCGAGUGUCGCUGCAAGUGUGAUAUUUGCACUAGUCUUUGCCACUAGCGCAGCAGUUCAUAUUUGGCACGCUUUUUUCAAGGCCAGAGCCUGGUUUUUUACCGCAUUCAUCAUUGGCUCCAUUAGUCAGUACCCUUUCCAUUCUGCGACGUACCACACUCGCUUUCUUCUCGAAGCCUGCUGA